AUGGCUCCCAUACAAGGAGAUCCCGUUCUGCUCUGUAGAUGUAAACCUGUUUCAGCUAUAGAAGAGGCAGAGAAAGAGCAAGGUACUCUUCUUGACAAGUUUCGAGUGCCACACCUGACUGCUACAGAGAAAGAUGGUUUUAAACGUACAUAUUUCUCUUUUGGGACAGUUCAUGCAGUGGAAGGUGGCGAAUUUGAGGCAAAUGUCUCUGACUUGAAUAAGUUCUGUGACGUUCUUCCUCACGGUUACGCAGUUUCAAGUGAAGACUUUGAUAAUGAAACUGAGUUUAGGGAAAUAAUUCGCAAGCUCUCUCCGAAAGUGCCAGUGCGAGUGCCUGCUCGGCGCGAUCCCAGAACCAGAGACAAACCGAGCGAAGAAUGUAAAUCUCAUAAGGACCCCAAGGCUUAUGGGACGAUUGUUUUUUCAUGCUGA
Messenger RNA from Cooperia oncophora, 432 nucleotides. The record is from the annotation of a GenBank genome assembly. Lineage: Eukaryota; Metazoa; Nematoda; Chromadorea; Rhabditida; Trichostrongylidae.